This is a messenger RNA of Triplophysa rosa, 647 nucleotides long. RefSeq names its product troponin I4a (gene tnni4a). The record is from RefSeq and is a predicted model, not a curated record. Gene Ontology annotation, biological process: muscle contraction. The transcript is spliced from 5 exons. Lineage: Eukaryota; Metazoa; Chordata; Actinopteri; Cypriniformes; Nemacheilidae. Gene Ontology annotation, cellular component: troponin complex. The annotation marks the transcript as partial.
AUCCUGCAGAAGAAAAGGACAAAGUCGAAGUAUUCAGCGACACGCAGGCUUCUGCUAAAGACCAAAUUGCUGAGAAAAGCAGAAUGUUUGCUGGUGAAAGAAAAAGAGCAGAAAAGCAUCGAAAGAGAAAACGCCCUCAGGGAGAGAGCGCCACCCCUCAAACUUUCCGGCCUUUCGGUUCAAGAACUGCAGGACCUAUGUAAAGAUCUGCACCAGAAGAUCGAUAUUGUGGAUGAAGCCCAAUAUGACCUGACUAUAAAAGUUGCCAGAAAUGACACGGAGAUUCUGUCACUAACCCAGAAGAUCUAUGAACUGAAGGGUAAAAUGAAGCGGCCGAACCUGAAGCGGGUGAAGAAGUCAGCAGAUGCCGUGCUGGGAGCGCUCACGGACAACAGAGUCAUGAAAGCGGACUUCAAAGCCAACCUCAAAACAGUGAAAAAGGAAGAGGAAAAGAAGGAAGAGGUCACGGACUGGAGGAAAAACGUGGAGGCCAUGUCAGGCAUGGAAGGCAGAAAGAAACUGUUUGACGCCGGGCAGUAGAUGAAAGCGUGUGAAAUAUCUCCAUCUGAACAUAGGCCUCCUAGAAAAAAACCUAGAGAAAUGUUCAUGGUUUCCAUUACAAUUCCCAUUAAAUCCAUUAGGAUGUA